Messenger RNA from Ostertagia ostertagi, 738 nucleotides. The record is from the annotation of a GenBank genome assembly. NCBI's taxonomy places the organism in Eukaryota, Metazoa, Nematoda, Chromadorea, Rhabditida, Trichostrongylidae.
AUGGACAUUGUGAUAGCUGCCGAAUAUGAGAUAAAAGGUGUUUAUCUCGCGAAUUUUCAGAUAAAGAAUGUUAUUAUUCGGAGGCUAUCCUCAAAAUACUACGUGGAGAUAGCUAAACCUUUCGAUUCGCUCAAAGAAUUACUAGAAUACUAUCAAACAAAUACAGCCCAGUUGAAUAAAGCUAAAUUCACUUUAAAAAAUCCGAUCUCUCAACAAAGAUGGGAAUUUCAUCAUAGUGAUGUGCAAUUAGGAAAGCUUAUUGGUGAAGGCGCAUACGGUGAAGUACGAGAAGGAACGAUCAAGAAGAGGGAACAAACGCUUGCAGUGGCCGUCAAGUUGGCAAAAGGGACAGGAGAAAUGAGUAAAGCAAAAAUCAAAGAAAUGAUGAGAGAAGCCCGGCUAAUCCGUAAUUUUAAACAUCGGAACAUCGUACGGUUGUACGGUGUAGCGGUGGAUGAACAGCCAUUGUACAUUCUGCUGGAAUUGGUGAAAGGUGGGGCUUUGAACGUCUACUUGCGAGGGAACGGCGACAAAGUCAGUCUAUUGGAGAAAAUAACAAUGUGCAAAGGAGCAGCUCAAGGUGUGGAAUAUCUUCACAAGCAGAGCUGCAUACAUAUGGAUCUGGCGGCAAGAAAUUGUUUAUACUCGCAGGAUAAGGUGGUGAAAAUCAGCGAUUUUGGACUGUCAAGAUUAGGCGUGAACUAUACGAUUCGCGGUCCCACGAAAAUUGCCAAUUAA